This is a messenger RNA of Drosophila sechellia, 487 nucleotides long. RefSeq names its product protein new-glue 1. The record is from RefSeq and is a predicted model, not a curated record. Lineage: Eukaryota; Metazoa; Arthropoda; Insecta; Diptera; Drosophilidae. The coding region runs from base 1 to 360 and encodes 119 amino acids. The transcript has a single exon.
AUGCGCUUCCUAUUCGCUCUAGUUCUCAGUGUGCUCCUGUGUCUGCUCCUGGCUCCGGAGGGCAGUAGCGGGUCAUCUACAUCCUCGCCGGCGACCACAACCACCGACUCCUCUGCCACCACUACCACGGCUUCAUCCGCCACCACCACCACUACUGCCUCCUCCGCAUCCACCACGACCACUGCCUCCUCUUCCUCCUCCUCGGCGGAGGCCAGGAGACGCAGACGUGCUCGCCGCCGUCGCCUGGCUCGUGAGCGCCGUCGUCGCCAGGAGCGGAGACAGCGCCAGGAAAAGAGGAGGCGCAGGAUGGAGCAGCUGCUGGCGAGGCAGCGCCGCCUGAUCAAUCAGCUUCAGGGAUAGAUACGGCUGAUAUCCAAUGCUACUAGCAAUAGAAAAAUAAAGCAAUAAGUAAUAAUCUGUGCUAAUUACGUAUGCGUUCUUUACUGUCCCGGUAAAAACUUACAAAGAUAAAACUUUAGUCCUGUUA